UCAGACUGGUGGAGGGUUCUGCACCAGUUCAGCCAUGGGCUGGGUGCUCUGGGGGGUCUUGCUCACCUGGGUGCCCACGGCUUGGGUGAGAGGCGCCGAGCAGUCCCAGGGGCUCUCCCCCUCUUCGGGGUUUCUGGAGUGCAGGAAGACCCUGAAUCUCUCGCGUCUGGAGGUCCUGCCGGGGGGGGGCUGGGAUAACCUCAGAAAUUUGGAUAUGGGCAGAGUCAUCAACCUGGGCUACUCGCUAUGUAAGACCACAGAAGACGGAUCUUAUAUCAUCCCAGACGAGAUCUUCACUAUCCCUCUCAAGCAGAGCAACCUGGACAUCCACUCUGAGAUCAUCGAGUCCUGGAAAGAUUAUCGGAGCCUCACCUCUGCCUCCAUCAACCUGGAACUGUCCCUCUUCUCCUCCAUCAACGGCAAGUUCUCCUACGACUUCUGCCGGACCAAGACCCACCACGUGAAGGACCGCGCCGUGACCACCCGAGUGCAGGUCAGGAACCUGGUUUACACCGCCAAGGUCGACCCGGGGGCAGCCCUGGACCCGAGCUUCAAGAAGCAGCUGCUGACCAUCGCCAGCCACCUGGAGAACAACCAGACACGCAUGGCUGACUUCCUGGCCGAGGUGCUGGUGCUCGACUACGGCACCCACGCCAUCACCUCCGUGGACGCCGGAGCCAGCCUGGUGCAGGAGGAUCAGAUCAAGGCGACCUUCCUGCAGGACAGCUGGGGCACGCGGAGCGCGGUCACCGCCUCGGCCGGCGCGGCCUUCCACAGUAUCGUCAGCACGGAAACCCAGGAGACCCUGGAUGUCAGCUCUGGCUUCACCAAGCAGUACCUGCAGAACCGCACCCACUCCAGGGUGGAGAGCGUUGGUGGGACCCCCUUUUACCCAGGCAUCACCCUCAAGACCUGGCAGGAGAGGAUUCAAAACCAGCUGGUGGCUCUCGACCGCUCGGGGCUGCCCCUGUACUACUUCAUCCAGCCCAGCGUGCUGCCGGAGCUGCCCACCCCCACGGUGAGGAGGCUGGCCCGGCGGGUGGAGAUGGCCAUCCGCCGCUACUACACCUUCAACACCUACCCGGGCUGCACCGACGCCUCCUCACCCAACUUCAACUUCCACGCCAACACCGACGACGGUUCCUGCAAGGGCGCCGUGGCCAACUUCACCUUCGGGGGAGUCUUCCAGGAGUGCAUGGGGCUGUCCGGCCCCGACACCGGUGCCCUGUGCCAGGGGCUGGAGCAGAGGAACCCACUCACUGGGGCGUUCUCCUGCCCUGCCCCCUACACUCCGGUGCUGCUGGGCAUGCAGGAGCGGGAGGAGGGCCACAGCCACCUGGAGUGCCACAACAAGUGUGUCCUGGGCAUCUUCUGCCACCGCAAGUGCCAGGAUGUCUUCUGGCUCUCCCGGGUGCAGUUCAGCGCCUACUGGUGCGCCGCCAAUGGGACGGUGGCCCUGAGCUCGGGAUACCUCUUUGGGGGGCUGUUCAGCACCCACGGCACCAACCCCAUCACCGGUGCCCAGUCCUGUCCCUCGGGGUACUUCCCCCUGCAGCUCUUUGGCGAGCUCAGAGUGUGCGUGAGCCAGGAUUACGAGGCGGGGGCCCAGUAUGCGGUGCCCUUCGGGGGCUUCUUCAGCUGCCAGGCGGGGAACCCCUUGGCCGGGCGGCACUGGGGCACCGCCGAGGACCCCCACGCCAAGGGCUGUCCCCCGGGAUUCAGCCAGCACCUGGCACUCAUCAGCGACAGUUGCCAGGUGGAAUUCUGCGUCCAGGCCGGGCUCUUCACGGGGGGCUCGCUGCCGCCCGCCCACCUGCCCCCCUUCACCCGGCCCCCCGCCAACUUGCCAGCCGUCGACACCGUGCUGGUGCGGGACGGGGACAGCACCUGGGUGAGGGAUGGGCAGAGCCACGUGUGGCGGCUGGCGCGGCCCGAGGAGAUCCGGCACGCGGCGCAGAUGGUGGGGGAGCAGGGGCUGACAGGGGGCCAGGUGGCCGGUGUCACCGUGGCCGUCCUGGCCGGCUUGGCCACCGUCCUGGCAACGGCCUGGUACGGCCACCGGAGGUACAGGGCACGGGGGUACCGUGCCCUGGGCACGGGGGAUGAUGGCGCGGCCCCCGCCGGCCCCCCGGACAGCACCGUGCUGAGCGUGGGCGAGGGCUACCAGCAAGAGCCCCAGGGGCUGGCGGCCUGAGUGCCCCCUGCCUGGAUUGCGUGCCCAAAACUUGGGCAAAGCCCCCCCCGCUCCGCCCUGCGGGGAAGGAGGGAGCGGAGGGGCAGCCCAGCUCAGUAUAUCUAUCGGGAUAGAUAUACACACGCGUGCACAGAGCCACGGAGCAGUUUUAUUUCAGCCAGCAACCGACUGUGUAGUCAACAGAGCAUU
Messenger RNA from Neopelma chrysocephalum (saffron-crested tyrant-manakin), 2383 nucleotides. RefSeq names its product macrophage expressed 1 (gene MPEG1). The transcript has a single exon. The record is from RefSeq and is a predicted model, not a curated record. Lineage: Eukaryota; Metazoa; Chordata; Aves; Passeriformes; Pipridae. Gene Ontology annotation, biological process: defense response to bacterium. The coding region runs from base 35 to 2194 and encodes 719 amino acids.